Molecule: messenger RNA, 2141 nt
Organism: Fukomys damarensis (Damara mole-rat)
Lineage: Eukaryota; Metazoa; Chordata; Mammalia; Rodentia; Bathyergidae
Gene: Rbm24
Product: RNA binding motif protein 24
Exons: 4
Coding region: 373-909 (178 amino acids)
Cellular component (GO): cytosol
Molecular function (GO): mRNA 3'-UTR binding
Source: RefSeq, a predicted model, not a curated record
CGGGGCCCGGGCGGUGCGAGGCUGGAAGGAGAGGGCUGUGAGCAUCGCCCACAUUUGGGGUGCCGUGGGCCGCGAGGAAGGGGCCGUCUCCCCGCAGUUGCAAUCCUGGGUUGAGGCCGGUUGUUAGGCGCGCUGUUGCUCUGUAAAAAUGCGUGUGUCUUUUGGCGUUUCGCCUGGGUUAGGGAGGGGACGGACACCCUGUGAGGUCUGGGGCUCGUCCCCUCAAGUCACGCACUCACCUUUAUAACUGCAAAAGCAGAUCCUUUAAAAGAAAAAUAAUAAUCCUUUGCUGAAUCGAGACAGCACUGCAAGCUUCCCGGAGAUUUAAAGGCGCAAUUUCAGCUGCCGGAGCGAGGAGCCCCCAGAGUCACCAUGGCUGACCGGGCUGCAGCUGAAAGGGCCUGCAAGGAUCCCAACCCCAUCAUCGACGGCAGAAAGGCCAAUGUGAAUCUGGCAUAUUUAGGAGCGAAACCAAGGAUCAUGCAGCCAGGUUUUGCCUUUGGUGUUCAACAACUUCAUCCAGCCCUCAUACAAAGACCUUUCGGGAUACCUGCCCACUACGUCUACCCACAGGCUUUUGUGCAGCCUGGAGUGGUCAUUCCACACGUCCAGCCCACGGCAGCUGCGGCCUCCACCACGCCAUACAUAGAUUACACUGGAGCUGCAUAUGCACAGUACUCAGCAGCCGCCGCUGCCGCUGCGGCCGCCGCCGCCUAUGACCAGUACCCCUACGCGGCCUCUCCGGCUGCUGCAGGAUACGUCACCGCUGGAGGCUACGGCUACGCGGUCCAGCAGCCCAUCACCGCUGCCGCACCUGGGUCUGCAGCUGCAGCCGCGGCAGCAGCUGCCGCCGCCGCAGCAUUUGGCCAGUAUCAGCCCCAGCAGCUGCAAACAGACCGAAUGCAGUAGAGCAGCCAUCUGAUCAAAGUUGAAUUGUUUUCUCGUUCUCCCCCCACCAAAUUUCCGAUUUUCAGUAGCUAAUGAGAGAGUUAACAUUGACUUAACAGCUUUAAAAAAAAAAAAAAAAAAAAAGAGAUGCUAUUGUGAAGCAGAAUUCUUAUUUUUUUUAUACUCAAAGUAGUGUCCUAGAUGAAAAAGAGAUGAGAAUGAGGGGCUUGGGCGCAGUUUUGGAAAUCGAUCCCAAAGAGCUGAAUAAAUGGAAAGGCUGCUCCGUAGCGAGCGACAGCAGGAGACCAGUGGAACUUCGCUUUUGUAGUGGGAUUUUUAUUUUUGCUCUUUUCAUAGUAUCAGGGAAGCAAACUGCCUUUUACAAGUUAGAAAAUGCUAUUUGAAUCUAGUUGAACCAGGGAAUACAGAGAGAGCAAUAUGUAGCUUGAAAUACGUUUAAAAGCAGAUUUUUUUCUUUUCUUACCACCAAAAUGGCGAACGCACUGAUUGUCAUUUUUAAGCAGUCACUUCGGCCUAUAGAACUUUUUCCAGGAAGAAGGUAGUGUCCAUACUAUCUCAAAAACAGGCAUCGAACAAUCAUUGUAGGAGCGUGGCAGUGGGUACAAUGGUGGACAGGCACCAAAGCUAUUUUCUCAUCUGUCCUGUGGACAAGUGGGACCGUGGAGCAAGUGAUGUGGAAAUAAUGGGUGCAGCAGCUGUACAGACAAUCAAUAACACACGCAGUUCUGGAAAGAACACAUCACUUGUGCUUGUUUGAUGAGCUUGUCACAUUCUAAUCCCUCUCCCCAUCCUGUUUCAAUUUUGGGAAACUUGUAUCUGCUGGUGUCAGCAAUUCUGAUCUCUAAACAGGAUCAGGCACUUAGUACAACAGCCUUCUCUUUCUAUUUAUUGUCGACGUGGGACUUGGGAAUAAAGGCAGGUGAAGUUUGCAGACGCUAAACCCUUAAGAACUGUCUUAAGGAUGUUUAUUUUUUUCCCCCUUUUUAAAUAAUUUUACACUUUUUAGUAUCUAUUUCAGAGUCCUAUUUAAAACUAUUUAUUAGUGAAUACAGUACCUGAAACAACAAGGUUAUUGAGAUUACAAUUCUUCAGUGGUUAAUGAUAAUGUGGUUUAUACUGUGCCUUAAUAGUAAUGCUAUUUAAGAUAUUUAUUUUUAAGUUUUACUAUGCUGCACUCUAAAGAAAGGAACUUUAGAUGUGACACUGUAAAAUUAUGUAUUCAUCUCAUGGCA